Molecule: messenger RNA, 795 nt
Organism: Dreissena polymorpha
Lineage: Eukaryota; Metazoa; Mollusca; Bivalvia; Myida; Dreissenidae
Exons: 3
Coding region: 1-795 (264 amino acids)
Source: RefSeq, a predicted model, not a curated record
AUGUCAAAGGUAUCAGACAGGGUAGGAAGAGGGUUCAAAUGCCACGAGAACUUUAACAAGGCCAACCAAGAAGACAUCUUUCAUUCCUAUUGGAAUCUUGGUUGUCUAAGUAGCAGACUCAUUCAUAGUUUCCAUGGCUUCGUCAAUGAUUUGAGAAGCACUUCCCUCUUCAACACCACCAUCCAGUCUACCGCUAUCAAAACUGUCCCCAACAUCACCAUCAAGUCCACUGGUAUCACUCACUCUGUCACCAACACAACCAUCCAGUCCACCACUAUUACUCAAUCUGUCAUCAACACAGCCAUCAAGUCCACCACUAUCACUCACUCUCAGUCUGUCCCCAACACAGCCAGCAAGUCCACCACUAUCACUCACACUGUCCCCAACACAGCCAGCAUGUCCACCACUAUUACUCACUCUGUCACCAACACAACCAUCAAGUCCACCUAUAUCACUCACUCUGUCCCCAACACAGCCAUCAAGUUCACCACUAUCACUCACUCUGUCUCCAACACAACCAACAAGUCCACCACUAUCACUCACUCUGUCACCAACACAACCAUGAAGUCCACCACUAUUACUCACUCUGUCCCCAACACAACCAUCAAGUCCACCACUUUCACUCUGUCCCCAACACAGCCAGAAAGUCCACCACUAUCACUCACUCUGUCACUAACACAACCAUCCAGUCCACCACUAUCACUCACUUCGUCCCCAACACAGCCAGCAAGUCCACCACUAUUACUCACUCUGUCCCCAACAUCAGCAUCUAGUUUACAAGUAUCAACAUUCUGA